Messenger RNA from Vigna umbellata (rice bean), 735 nucleotides. The record is from RefSeq and is a predicted model, not a curated record. NCBI's taxonomy places the organism in Eukaryota, Viridiplantae, Streptophyta, Magnoliopsida, Fabales, Fabaceae.
AUGCGUGGGAAAAAUUUAACACGGGAGGAUUCGUGGACAAAGUUAGAUGUAGUGUGCAAGGCGGUUGGGUUUGAGGGGGACGUACGGAAGCAAGAGGAUGCAGAGAGGGUGGUGGAAUCAACGUUUAAGCAUUUUGGAAGGAUUGAUAUACUUGUGAAUGCUGCGGCUGGGAACUUCCUUGUGUCGGCAGAGGAUCUCUCCCCCAAUGGCUUUCGCACAGUUUUGGACAUUGAAUCUGUUGGCACGUUCACAAUGUGCCGUGAAGCCCUAAAAUAUCUCAAGAAAGGAGGAGAAGGAAGGAGCAACUCUUCUGGUGGGGGAUCAAUAAUAAAUAUCAGUGCCACCUUGCACUACACAGCUUCUUGGUACCAAAUUCACGUGUCUGCUGCAAAGGCAGCUGUUGAUGCCACUACAAGAAACUUGGCACUAGAAUGGGGAACAGACUAUGACAUUAGAGUCAAUGGAAUUGCUCCAGGUCCAAUAAGUGACACUCCUGGCAUGAGUAAACUAGCUCCCGACGAAAUAAGUAGCAAAGCCAGAGACUAUAUGCCACUUUAUAAACUUGGGGAGAAAUGGGAUAUAGCCAUGACUGCACUUUUCCUAGCGUCAGAUGCAGGUUGGUCGCUUUGUCUAUUCACCCAAAUUAUUGUUUUAAUAUUGUUACAUGCUUUUAUUUGGGCAAUAAAAUGUUUCUGUAUAUAUUAAUGAAUGAAUGUCCCGUUGAAUUUCUUGAAC